Molecule: messenger RNA, 1572 nt
Organism: Lodderomyces parapsilosis
Lineage: Eukaryota; Fungi; Ascomycota; Pichiomycetes; Serinales; Debaryomycetaceae
Gene: WSC2
Product: Wsc2p
Exons: 1
Coding region: 1-1572 (523 amino acids)
Source: RefSeq, a predicted model, not a curated record
AUGCUACCUAGGAACAAGCUCCUUUUACUUCUAUCGUUUUUCAGUUCCACAACCAUUGCUGAUAGUUGGUCAAGUCUGGGCUGUUACAAGAGUUCAUCAUUAUCAAACUUACAAUCUAAAGGUGAGUACAUAUGGCAAUCAUCAGGUCAUUGUCAAGACGAAUGUCAAGGAAAAAGAAUAGCAGCUCUUAUCAAUGGUAGUCAGUGUUACUGUGGGGAUUCUGAUCCUUCACUGGGUUCAGCUGAUGAUUCAAAUUGUGAUACUUCUUGUCAAGGGUAUGAUAAGGAAAAAUGUGGUGGAAGUGGAUACUAUACCGUUUAUGUCAAUUCAGAUGUUGACAGCGAAGACACACAACUGAGUUCAAGUAGUCUGUCACUGAGCAGUACGUCAUCUUCAACUUCGUCAUCUUCAACUUCGUCAUCUUCGUCAACAUCAUCAUCUACAUCUUCGAGCUCCUCUAGCUCCUCGUCACAACAACCACAAACAAGCACUAUUCGAGAAACCACCACCGCACAACCGUCAAGUACAUCCAACGAUGAUGAUGAUGGAACAUCCGAAACAACAGCCACGUCACAGGAACCUGAAACAACAGUAGAAGUUGCAUCUUCAGUACAACCAACAACGAUUGUAUCUACAGUUGUAAAUUCAGCGAAUACCAAACUGCAGUCAAUAAUAUAUCGCACAGUCAUAGAAUCCCCGUCAUCACAAUUAUCGUCAACUGCAACAACAUCUUCUUCUUCAUCUACACCAUCUGCAAACACUUCAUCACAAGCACUUGAUGCAUCACGAACAGAUUCAUCUGCACCUUCCACAACUGAGACAUCGAACUCCAACAAGAACAAAGACAAAGGUACUUCUGGAGGUGUUAUUGCCGGUGCUGUUGUUGGAUCAGUUGCUGGUGUAGCCGUUAUUGCGGGACUACUUUUUGCAUUUUGUUGGUUUAGGCGGAGAAAACAAGACGAUGACGAUGUCGAUGAUCAGUUUACGUUAUCUGGUCCAAAGGGCGAAAUGUCAGAGGUCGGCACACCAACACCACCACCAAAUCUGGACCCUAACCCUUUCUUAUUGGCUAGUGGUUACAACUACUUUGACACCUCACAACAACAACAAUUCCCCAAUGGUCCAGGAAGGUCUCCAUCACUUCAACAAACACCAAGACAAUACAACAAUAACAACAACGGUCAGUUCCAUGGAUCAUCUGGAAGUGGAAACAGCUCAACCGGAGUAUUUGGUCACAAGCCGAAUUCAAGCUCAAGUGGAACUAGUGGAGGUGGUGGAGACCACUCGCUAGGGUCACAUCAAGAUGAUUAUGCAUUCGAUGAUUAUAACAAUGGAGGCGAUGCAAGUCUACAUUACAAAAAUAGUUUAUCUCAACUAAAUGGAUACCCGCAACAACAGCAACAGCAACAGCAACAACAACAACAACAACAACAACAACCAUCAACUCAUCAAUUCCAAUUUUUGAAUGCAAACUCACCAGAGCCGGAAUUUGGUAGGAGGAAAUUGAGUAAUGGUUCACUACCUGAUAUGAUAGCUAGAGAGCCAGGAUCAUUGAAGGUGGUUAACAAUUGA